GUUUAAACGGGCCUAAUCUUUUCCUCUUGUUAUUUUAGCACAGAAGGCGGGGUCUCGUAAGACGUUCCCUGACAGGCUAAAUUUCGGGCUACGAAAACACUCAGUUCUGAUAAAAGGGCGUACAGCGAUCGCGUGAUACACGGAAACAAGGGCUCGUUGGUGUUACCAGUGUGGAAAAGAAGGCAUCUCUUCAAAGACACAGAGUAAAAGAAACAUGGAAGGGCGGAUUGGUUUCGUUGUUUUCUUGUGCUUGAUGGGACUCACCUGUGCGAACCCAGUGAAGUUUAUUGACUGCGGCUCUUCUUCUGGUAAAGUUACCUUGGUGGACAUUAACCCUUGUGACUCUCAGCCAUGCCAGCUUCACAAAGGACAGUCCUACAGUGUCAAUGUUACAUUCAGUAGUGGUGUGGAGAGCAAGACGAGCACAGCAGUGGUUCAUGGUAUUAUCGCUGGCGUUCCCAUCCCUUUCGCCAUUCCGGUGGGAGAUGGCUGCAAGUCUGGAAUCCAAUGUCCCAUCCAGAAGGAGCAGGUGUAUCACUAUGAAACCACCCUACCUGUGAAGUCAGAGUAUCCUGCAAUUAAGCUGGUUGUGGAGUGGGAACUGAGAGACGACAGCAGCCAAGACUUGUUCUGCAUCAGGUUCCCAGUUCAGAUCGUGUAAUGUCAAGCCAAAGUAGCAACAGGACCUCUGACAAGUGUGUUGUUUAAAGGGAUGAAACUUUAAGUAAACUUAAAAGAAUGCCAAGAUUUCUAGAAAGAUCUCAUUUUAUGCAUUCAUCAUGUUGAUUUUAAGAUGUCUUUCACUGGUUUUCAUUACUCUUCCGCACAUUAAAUAAAAAGGCACGCUUUUUUUGUGCUCUGA
This is a messenger RNA of Melanotaenia boesemani (Boeseman's rainbowfish), 862 nucleotides long. RefSeq names its product NPC intracellular cholesterol transporter 2-like. NCBI's taxonomy places the organism in Eukaryota, Metazoa, Chordata, Actinopteri, Atheriniformes, Melanotaeniidae. The transcript has 5 exons. Gene Ontology annotation, biological process: intracellular cholesterol transport; cholesterol efflux. Bases 215 to 661 code for a protein of 148 amino acids. Gene Ontology annotation, molecular function: cholesterol binding. The record is from RefSeq and is a predicted model, not a curated record.